Messenger RNA from Nilaparvata lugens (brown planthopper), 1186 nucleotides. Its product is annotated as serine/threonine-protein phosphatase Pgam5, mitochondrial-like. The transcript is spliced from 5 exons. The record is from RefSeq and is a predicted model, not a curated record. Bases 341 to 1186 code for a protein of 281 amino acids. Lineage: Eukaryota; Metazoa; Arthropoda; Insecta; Hemiptera; Delphacidae. Gene Ontology annotation, cellular component: mitochondrion. Gene Ontology annotation, biological process: positive regulation of mitochondrial fission.
UUGUGAAAUUGAGUUACAUUGUUACUUUCAGCUCUUAAUUUUAUUCAAAAUUUAAUAGUUUCUUGAGUUGUCAUUACACGGUAACUCAAAAUCAAUUUUGUGAGUGUUUGCUUUGAACUAAUAUUGCAACUAAUAUUCUUCGAAGAAGCCUUUGUAAACUGUUUUCAAUUUUAGUGAAUCUAAAUAUCUAAUGGACUCACCUCAAUAAGAUUGGAAGACAGAUUGAAGAGCUUCAAUUGGUCGAAGGCUUUGGCGGCCACAGUUGGAAAUUCGCUGAGAAAAUUUGCUGACAAGUCAAGUUCUUCAACGUGUUGGGCACCUGUUGAAAUAAAAAGUGAUCAUGACUGUAAUCUCCCGCCUACAGAAAUACCUGUUAACCGGCCUCAGCAUCUGUGGCGGCGCUGUUAUAACGCACUACGGCCUUAACCAAAACCAAGACCACAGAGCCUACACGGCCUGGACCACCAACUACGUCCCCGAAGUAAAGUGGGACCACAACUGGGACAAACGGGAGCCUGAGUCCCUCGUCAAACCACCGAAAAACGGGAAACCGGUCGACGAGAAUGCCUACAACGAAAUGAUCGAGCAGAAAAAGUCCAAGGCCGUGCGACAUUUGAUUCUGAUCAGGCAUGGUCAGUAUAAUUUGUCGGGGAAGGUUGACAAGGAAAGGGUGCUCACGGAGCUGGGACGCAAUCAGGCCACGGAGACUGGGAAACGUCUGAAGCUGUUGGAUUUUCCAUAUACCAGGAUUAUUAGGUCGACGCUGACGAGGGCCCAGGAGACCGGGGCGUUGAUAGCAAAGGAACUACCAGGGGUGGAGGUCACUGAUGACAGUCUACUGGAGGAGGGGUCCCCCAUACCUGUCGAGCCUCCAGUCGGCCACUGGAAACCGGAGGCAUCCUAUACCUUCCAGGACGGCCCCCGUAUCGAAGCCGCCUUCCGCAAGUACUUCCACCGAGCCCGUCCCGACCAGACCGAGGACAGCUAUGACGUCAUCGUGUGUCAUGGCAACGUGAUCCGCUACUUUGUGUGUCGCGCGCUACAAUUCCCGGCCGACGCAUGGCUCCGCUUCUCCAUCUUCCAUGGCAGCAUCACUUGUAUCAGCAUAGGUGCUAGUGGACGCGUCGUGCUCAGGACAUACAGUGAUGCCGGUCAUAUGCCGCCUGCCUACCUCACCACUAGCUAG